GUUCCUUACCGUCUCACUCGUCUUCAUCAUCAUCAUCACCCAGGGCGCCACAAUCAGCAUAAACCCAUCACACACCAGCACCAGAGCAUCUUGAUUGCCUGAGAAGCAUCGAGCGCUGGUCAUCAUGCCAGGUCUACGUCCAGGCCUUGACACAUCAGCAGGCAAUGCCGAGUCAACAGCCGAAUCGACGGCUGAUGGGGCCAACACGCAUGGGGUCGUCAACUGCCAUCCAGCAGCUAGCGCUGCCUCCGCCUCCUCAUCAUCGCAACAACAGGCCCCCUCCUCGUCGUCAUCCUCCACAAUAUGGCCCUUCAAAGUAGGCAUCGCAGAAGACCGGAACAAACGCUGGCGCCGAACAAUGGAAGACUCUCAUGCCUUCGUCUACUCUUUCGGUGGGGUCCACGGGCAAGGAUACUUCUCCAUCUUCGACGGCCACGCCGGUAAACAUGCAGCAGAGUGGUGCGGUCAACAUUUUCACGAGUACCUCACACAGGCCCUCAUCUCCUCCAAUGAUGCGGGUGAAGCCGUGCCCGACGUCAUGAACAGGACCUACCAUGAUGUCGAUCGUGAGCUGGAGCAACUGGCGCAGGAUCAGGGAAGCAGCAGUGGAUGCACGGCGGUCACCUGCUUCUUGAGGUUGGAGGAUGAGCAGGGUAGACCCAUCGCGCAUCCUAAGACGGGCGGGGUCAAUCCGGCAAGUGCAAACAAGGGUCAGACCAAGAUUGGAGGCUCAGCUGCAGACGGGGACGAGCAGGCAGCGUCCACUUCGUCGCCCCCGUCAUCAUCGCCGCCGCCCAGCUCAUCAAGCAGCACGGGCGGCCUGCUGAGCUCCUUUGCGAAGCGACUACGACAUGGCUCGUCCGGCGGUGCCACGAGCGAAGAACGCGCAGAGGCCAGUGCAGCAGUCAACUCUUCUUCAUCAUCCUCUUCACCCGGACAGCAAGCAGCGGUCGAAAGUAGCAAGGCUGAGCCCAGCACUGCUGUGGAUCCCUCCUCCUCCUCUUCGUCACCAUCCGACGGGCUGACUCACCCUGCAACGACCAGCAAAACGCGCCGCGUCCUCUACACAGCCAACGUCGGCGACGCCCGAGCCGUCCUCUGCCGGCGAGGCCAUGCCGUCCGCCUUACGUACGACCACAAAGCCAGCGACUCAGCCGAAGCGAAGCGCAUAACGGACGCGGGCGGUUUCGUCAUGAACAACCGAGUCAACGCCGUCCUAGCCGUCACUCGCUCUCUUGGCGACUCAGCAAUGAAGGAAUUCGUCGUAGGUGCCCCUUACACUACAGAGACGACCCUAGGGGAGGAAGACGAGUUCCUCAUCGUGGCCUGCGAUGGGCUGUGGGACGUUACGGAUGAUCAGGAUGCUAUUGAUCUGGUGAAAGGGGUGGUCGACCCGCAGGAGGCGGCGCAGCGUUUGUUGGGACAUGCGUUGAGCAACUUUUCGACGGACAAUACGAGCGUCAUGGUGGUGAGGUUCAAUGCUGAUGGGAGUAAUGGAGCUCAAACGCGCGUAGGGGCUGCUGAGGCUAGGGCAAAGGCGAAAGCGGCCGCAAAAGCUUCGAGGGGUGCUGCGGCAGGAGGGGAGAGCGAUGAGCCUAGUAGUGCGGGGUCUAGCGAGGAUAGCUUGGGAGGAGGCGUUAAUGCCCCACCGACGGAUGAGGGGGAGGCAGUUCUGGAGGGGAGGGCGUGAGGGGCAGCCAUUGAUGAUACACGUGAAGGGAGGCAUGGCUGAUUGGUGGGGCGGAUUCAUUUUCAUCUAACGAUCGUUUCAAUGCAUGGAUGUGUAGCUUCGUC
Molecule: messenger RNA, 1794 nt
Organism: Jaminaea rosea
Lineage: Eukaryota; Fungi; Basidiomycota; Exobasidiomycetes; Microstromatales
Product: PP2C-domain-containing protein
Exons: 4
Coding region: 125-1690 (521 amino acids)
Biological process (GO): protein dephosphorylation
Molecular function (GO): protein serine/threonine phosphatase activity; cation binding
Source: RefSeq, a predicted model, not a curated record